UUUUUUUUUUAAACUUUCUUUCUUUAAAGCACCCCACUCCCCAAAAAACCAAACCAUAUAUAUAUCACUAACAAUAUAGACAACGAAAUGUCAGUACAGAAAGUUUCUAUAUUGGGUCGUGACUCUAUACAUGUGGGAUAUGGCAUCCAAGAACACCUUGUUCGUGAGGUUGUUGCUAACUUGGUGUCGUCCACCUAUGUUAUAGUCACCGAUACCAACAUGGCUGCUACUUCUCCGUACGCCAAGUUGGAAAGCCGUUUCCUUGAAGAACUUAAGCAAAACAGACCUGAGUCUCGUCUUCUUACUUACAAGGUAUCUCCUGGUGAAGACAACAAGAACCGUAAGACUAAGGCUGAAGUCGAAGACUUCCUUUUAACCAAGGGAUGUACCCGUGAUACCGUCAUUCUUGCUGUAGGUGGUGGUGUCAUUGGUGACAUGAUUGGAUUUGUUGCUGCCACCUUCAUGAGAGGUGUUCGUGUUGUUCAAGUUCCAACCUCUCUUUUGGCAAUGGUUGAUUCUUCUAUUGGUGGUAAGACUGCUAUUGAUACUCCAUUGGGUAAGAACUUCAUUGGUGCAUUCCACCAGCCACUGUACGUUUUCUGUGAUGUUUCCUUUUUGGAAACUUUACCUGCCCGUCAAUUUAUCAAUGGUAUGGCUGAAGUUGUCAAGACUGCUGCCAUUUGGGAUGAAGUUGAAUUCACUAGAUUGGAAAACUUUGCUACUAAGUUCUUGAACGUAGUUACCGCCAAGGAUCUUGAUCUUUCCACCGUUAAGGAUGAAAUUAUCCAGACUGUUUUGGGUUCAAUCAGAGUCAAGGCCGAAGUUGUCACUGCGGAUGAAAAGGAAGGUAGUUUGAGAAACCUUCUUAACUUUGGACAUACUAUCGGACAUGCCAUCGAAGCCGUUCUUACCCCACAAGCUUUGCAUGGUGAGUGUGUUUCCUUAGGUAUGGUUCUUGAAGCUGAAUUGGCUCGUUACUUGGGUAUUUUGCCUCCAGUUGCCGUUGCCCGUUUGACCAAGUGUCUCGUUGCCUACGGAUUGCCAGUUCUGCUUGAUGAAAAGUUAUUAUUGGAAAAGGUUGGUCGUCGUAAGCGUGACCUCGUUCAACUUCCAAUCUUAUUGGACAAGAUGCUGAUUGACAAGAAGAAUGAUGGUAGCAAGAUCAGAUGUGUAUUGUUAGAAUCUAUUGGAAGCUGUUACCAACAAAAGGCUCAUCAAGUUUCUAAACAAGAUUUAUCAGUUGUUUUAACUGACGAAAUUUUUGUUAGUCUGUUUGAUGCUGCUCCAGAAUCCACCACAGUUAUCCCACCAGGAUCUAAGUCCAUUUCCAACAGAGCUUUAAUUUUGGCUGCUUUGGGUUCUGGUACUGUUAGAAUUAGGAAUUUGUUGCAUUCUGAUGAUACCAAACACAUGUUGAGUGCUGUUGCUGCCUUAAAGGGUGCCGAAAUUUCCACUGAAGAUAAUGGUGAAACUAUUGUCUUGAAGGGUAACGGUGGUAAGAUGUUGGCAUGUCCAGAAGAAUUGUACUUGGGUAAUGCUGGUACUGCUUCUCGUUUCUUAACUACUGUCGCUGCCUUGGUUAACACUGAUUCUGGUCUUGACUCCGUGGUUUUGACUGGUAAUGCUAGAAUGCAAGAAAGACCAAUCGGUCCUCUUGUGGAUGCUCUUAGAGAAAACGGAUCUACUGUUGAAUACUUGAACAACGAAGGAUCUCUCCCAUUGAAGAUUGAAUCUGGCCGUGGAUUAAAGGGUGGUAGAAUCGAACUUGGUGCUACCAUCUCAUCCCAAUACGUUUCUUCUAUUCUUAUGUGCGCUCCGUACGCUCAAAAGCCUGUCACUUUGACUCUUGUUGGGGGUAAACCAAUUUCCCAAUUGUACAUCGACAUGACAAUCGCCAUGAUGAGUGCCUUUGGUGUUGAAGUUACCAAGUCUACUUCUGAAGAAUACACCUAUCACAUUCCACAGGGACAAUAUGUAAACCCUGCUGAGUAUGUGAUUGAAUCCGAUGCUUCUUCUGCAACUUAUCCAUUGGCCUUUGCUGCCAUGACUGGUACUUCAUGUACUGUUCCAAACAUUGGCUCCGCUUCUCUUCAAGGUGAUGCUCGUUUCGCUGUUGAUGUGUUGAGACCAAUGGGUUGUAAUGUUGUUCAAACUGCCACUUCUACUACUGUAACUGGUCCAAAGAGAGGUCAGUUGGUCGCUUUACCUCACGUUGAUAUGGAACCAAUGACCGAUGCUUUCUUGACUGCUUCUGUUGUUGCUGCUAUUGCCACAGGUAAGACCUCUAUCACCGGUAUUGCUAACCAAAGAGUUAAAGAAUGUAACAGAAUUGAAGCCAUGAUUGAUCAAUUGGCUAAAUUUGGCGUUAAAGCCAACGAAUUGCCAGAUGGUAUUGAAAUUAACGGUGUUGAAAUCAGUGCUCUUCAAAGUGUUGGUCCAUCGAAGGGCGGUGUUCACACUUACGAUGACCACAGAGUUGCUAUGUCAUUCUCUCUUCUUGCCGGUUUAUGUGUUGACCCUGUCUUGAUCUUGGAAAGAUCUUGUACUGGUAAGACAUGGCCUGGUUGGUGGGAUGUUUUGCACAGCACUUUCAAGGUCUCUCUUGACGGUUAUGAACCACCAGUCCGCAAGGUCGCCAAAGUUAACAACAAGAGUAUCAUUGUCAUUGGUAUGAGAGCUGCUGGAAAGUCCACUCUUUCCAGAUGGAUGGCCACCUUCCUUGGUUUCAAAUUGUUGGAUUUGGACCACUUGUUCGAAAGCAAGCAUGGUGACAUCCGUGAAUUUAUCAAGGAACAUGGCUGGGAAGAAUUCCGCAAACUUGAAGCUCAAUAUGCCAAGGAAACUAUCGCAAAGUACGGUACUAACCAUGUUUUGUCUAGUGGUGGCGGAAUUGUCGAAAGCGAAGCUUCUAGAGACAUUUUACGUCAAUACCUGAAGUCAGGUGGUAUCGUCUUGCACUUACACAGAGACUUGGACGAAACUGUUGUAUUCUUGUCUGCUGAUACUACGCGUCCAGCAUAUGUUGAUGAAAUCAAGGAAGUUUGGAAACGUCGUGAAAACUGGUACCAUGAAUGUUCUAACUAUCACUUUUACUCUGCUCAUUGUGAAAAUGAACUCGAGUUUAAACAAUUGCGUACUUCAUUUGUCAAUUACUUGAAGCUUAUCACUGGUCGUCAAACCACUGCUAUUCCAACUGAGAAGUCGGCCUUUGUUUGUUUGACCUUCCCUGAUUUGAAGGAUGUUCAAAGUGAAACGUUAGAAGAAGUGACUUCUGGUUGUGCUGCUGUUGAAUUAAGAAUUGAUCUUCUUGCCUCUUACGAUAACUCGUUUGUUGCCGAACAAAUUGCAAUCUUGAGAAAGAAUGUUAGUAUCCCAAUCAUCUACACUAUUAGAACAGUCUCUCAAGGUGGUAGAUUCCCAGAUGAAGACCAUGAAGCUAUUGAAAGAUUGAGUUUCUUAGGUAUUAAACUUGGUGUCGAAUACUUGGAUGUUCAACUUACAUACCCUUCAACAUUAAUUGAUCAUAUCAUGGCCAAGAAGGGUAACACUCGUGUAAUUGGCUCUCAUCAUGAUUUCAGUGGAAGCUUGAAGUGGGAUAAUGUUGAAUGGGACACCAAAUAUGCACAAGCUGUAGAAUUGGAAGUUGACAUUGUAAAGUUUGUUGGUACUGCUUUGGAUUUCCAAGACAACUUGCGUUUGGAAACUUUCAGAGAUUCGCACAAGGACAAGCCAUUGAUUGCUAUCAAUAUGGGUGAACAAGGUAAGUUAUCAAGAGUUUUAAACACAAUUUUCACUCCAAUCACCCAUGGAUUACUUCCAGCUAGUGCUGCCCCUGGUCAAUUGACUCUCGCACAAAUCAAUUCUGCUUUCUCCGAAAUCGGUGGAGUUGUCGCCAAGAAUUUCUACGUUGUAGGACAACCUAUUGGACACUCUAGAUCUCCAGCCUUGCACAAUUCUGGUUAUGCUAAGCUUGGUUUGCCAUUCACUUUUGAAAAAUUUGAAACUUCAGACGCAAAGGAAGUUUAUGAAAAGCUUAUUAAGGGUAAUGAAAAGAACUUUGGAGGUUUAGCUGUCACUAUUCCUUUAAAGGUUGAUAUCAUGAAGUAUGUUGAAGAAUUAUCAGAUUCUGCAAAGGUAAUUGGUGCUGUGAACACUGUAUCUUUAAGUAAGGAUGGAAAAAUUCUUGGUGACAAUACUGAUUGGGUUGGUAUCACUAAUUCAUUCACUAGAUUUGGAGUUCCAAGUAUUGAAAACUCCCAAGUGAAUGGUUUAGUUGUGGGUGCUGGUGGUACUUCACGUGCUGCCGCCUACGCUUUACAUGGUAUGGGAUGUAAGAAGAUCUACAUGAUUAACCGUACCGCUUCGAAAUUAACUGAAUUGAAGGAAUCUUUACCUUCUGACUACAAUAUCGAAAUUUUGGACACAGUAGAUGAUGUUGAAAAUGCUGAAGCUGUGUCUCUCGUUGUAUCUUGUGUUCCUGCUGAUAAGCCACUUGAUGACCAAUUGUUAAACAAGGUUGAAAGAGUUUUAAACAAGGGUAUUAAAGCCGAGGCUGGAGGAUUUGUUCCAACUCUUCUUGAAGCUGCCUACAAACCUUCCGUUACCCCAAUUAUGAAGGUUGCUAGUGAAAAGUUCAAGUGGAACAUCAUUCCAGGUGUUGAAAUGCUUGUAAACCAAGGUGAGCGCCAGUUUGAAAUCCACACUGGUUACACCCCACCCUACAAGACCAUUCAUGCCGCUGUGGUGUCUGAGUGAUGUAAAGAGUAAAAUAGACUAGUCGUAUAAACAAUGAUUUAUUUUAGAUAGUAUGCUUGUAAUUUUUUUUUUCCUUUUUUUUGCUUUUUUUUUGCUUUUUUUUCAUCUCAGUUGGUGGCUGCAAAUAUCUAUAUAAUGAUACUAUGAAAAAUUAUUAAAUAAAGUUUGUACCCCUCAACUUAAUGUCGUACGAGGAAAUAUAUUGUAGCGCUGGACAGUGCCCGC
Messenger RNA from [Candida] anglica, 4980 nucleotides. The record is from the annotation of a GenBank genome assembly. NCBI's taxonomy places the organism in Eukaryota, Fungi, Ascomycota, Pichiomycetes, Serinales, Debaryomycetaceae.